CAAUUGAGAUGGAAAAUGUCGGGGAGAAAACCUCGGAGCCUCCACAAAAAAUCAAGGAAUUACUAAAGGAGUUCCAAGACAUUCCUCCUGACAACCUUCCGAACAAGCUGCCACCAUACCGAAUGCACCAACACGAGAUCGUGGAAGAACCAAGUUCAAAGCUGACCUUCCGAGCACCAUAUCAGCUCAGCCCUACAGAGCUAGCCGAUAUGAAGAAGCAGAUCGAGUAUCUCCUCACAAAAGGACUCAUCCGACCAUCCACUUCGCCAUACGGUGCCCCAGUACUCUUCACACCGAAACCGGACGGAAGCAUGCGCAUGUGCAUCGAUUACCGAGCUUUCAACAAGCAGACCAUCAAGAACAAAUACCCAAUCCCACGAAUCGAUGACCUGCUUGACCAGCUUCGGGGAGCCACGGAAUUUUCCAAACUGGAUCUGCAGUCCGGGUUAUGGCAAAUACGAAUGGCGGACAAUUCCAUCCACAAAACUGCCUUCCGAACUCGGUACGGGUCAUACGAGAAUCUGGUAAUGCCGUUCGGACUCACCAACGCACCGGCAACGUUCCAAGCUGAAAUGAACCAUAUUCUAUGCCCACUCUUGGACGAAUGCACGGUGGUGUACCUGGACGACAUCCUCAUCUACUCGCGCGACAUGCAGCACCACGUCCAACACCUGCGAAGCGUCUUCGACAUUCUCCGACGAGAACGAUUCUACGUCAAGUUAUCCAAGAGCAAAUUCGCCCUCGAGAAAGUCCAAUUCCUAGGACACAUGAUCGAAGCCGUACGCACGUGGAAGUCACCCGAGAACGUGAAGGAGUUGCAGCAGUUCCUAGGCUUCGCGAACUAUUACAACAGGUUCGUGCCUCAGUACGCGAAAAUCGCAACGCCACUCACGAAUCUGCUGAAGAAGGACACGCCCUAUAAGUGGGAACCAGAACAUCAGGAAGCCAUGGAGCAGCUGAAACAAGCACUAACGUCCGCACCCGUACUCAUCUUGCCAGACCCCGAAUGCGACUACGUCAUCGAAGCUGACGCUAGCGACCAGGCAGUGGGAGCAAUCUUGAUGCAAGACCAUGGGAACAGACUGCAACCAAUCACCUACCUCAGCAAGAAACUACAAGGGGCAGAACUAAACUACCCGAUACACAACAAGGAGGCCCUUGCUAUUAUUAUCGCCUUCAAAAUGUGGAGAUGUGAUCUCGAAGGUCGACUAACAACCGUCUACACCGACCACUGCAGCCUGAAAUAUCUGAAGACACAACCAAACCUCUCCAGGCGGCACGUCCGGUGGAUUGACUUCCUCGAGACGCACUUCCACUACGACAUCGUAUACAAGCCCGGCCACAAAUACAAAGCAGACGCUCUCCCAGCAGCAGGAGCAGCAGCGGAUGGAGCAGCAGCAGCAGCAGCAGCAGCAGCAACCGCAGGCAGUGCAGCAUCAGCAGCCGCAGCAGGAGGCCACUGACGCAAUGAAUUCAGUCGAUUAUU
This is a messenger RNA of Closterium sp. NIES-67, 1486 nucleotides long. Lineage: Eukaryota; Viridiplantae; Streptophyta; Zygnematophyceae; Desmidiales; Closteriaceae. The record is from the annotation of a GenBank genome assembly.